GGGCUGUGUUUAGCUGUGACUGGAGGCUGCGGCCUAUGAGCAGUGAGUAGGCGGGGCUGCUCCUGGUUGCCGAGUUACCGUGGUCCCAUGCGUUAUGCUGACGAUCCCACGAAAAUUCUGUCCCGCGCACUUCCGGUACACAUUCCUCCGUCCAGGCCAGGGUGAUGGUGUGAGCUACUUCCGCCUCAUCCUCAAGGGUUACACAGUAGUGAAGAAGACAUCCGGUGAGUGUGAGACACCGAGCAGCCAUCCCCGUGUGUCAGGAGGACUGCGCAGGACCCAGAGCCCCAUCACGGUGCCUCCACCUCGCUCACUGACACAUGAGACACAUUGACCAGAAGAUCCUGGAACUACCUAAAAAGAUCAUUCAGCUGCUGACUGGAGAGGAGGGGGAGUAUAUAGAGGAACACAGGGGUCUGUACAAGGACGGGAUGAUGGAGAAUCACCGGCCCCUCACAUCACUGGAUGGGCCCAGUAACAGAGAUACCCCAGAGAGAUGUCCCCAUCCUCUGUAUUCCCAGGAUUGUACAGAGGAGAAUCACAGGAUCUCACAGGAGGAUCAGGUAGAACGUCUGUCUAAUAUUAAAACAGAAGAUAUAGAGGUAGAAGACACAUAUGUGAUUGAUAUAAAGGGAGAAGGUCUAGAGGGAGAAGAAGAGAUGUAUGUGACUGAUAUAAAGGCAGAAGAUAUAGAGGAAGAAGAAGAGAUGUAUGUGACUGAUAUAAAGGCAGAAGAUAUAGAGGGAGAAGAAGAGACGUAUAUGACUGAUAUAAAGGCAGAAGAUAUAGAGGGAGAAGAAGACACGUAUGUGACUGAUAUAAAGGCAGAAGAUACAGAGGGAGAAGAAGAGACGUAUGUGAGGGGUGAUCAGCAGUGUAAGGAGGAGGAGAUCCCUACAGAUAUCAGCACAGCAGAUGGACACGCAAGCAGGAACAUCUCAGAAGGACAUCUAAUGUUAUCUCCGGAUUGUGACAUAAAAGAUUAUGACAGUAGACAGGAUUCUCCAGGAGCUAAUCCCAUUACCCUAAUUAUACAUCCAGCUCUAUCAGCUGGUCCCUCUGAUCCUGGGAAAUGUUUUCCUGAUCACUCUGAUAUUGGUGCAUCUGUUACAGCUCUGACAGUAGAUACAGUGUUUCCCUGUUCUAUAGAUGCCAAAUGUUUUACACAGAACACAAAGCUUAUUACCCAUCAGGCAGGUAAGGCAGGUGAGAGGCCAUUUCCAUGUUCUGAGUGUGGGAAAUGUUUUGCACGGAAAUCGCAUCUUGUUAUACAUCAGAGAAGUCACACAGGUGAGAGGCCAUAUUCUUGCUCUGAGUGUGGGAAAUGUUUUUCCCAGAAAUCACAUCUUGUUCUACAUCAGCGAAGUCACACAGAUGAGAGGCCGUUUUCUUGCUCUGAGUGUGGGAAAUGUUUUUCCCAGAAAUCACAUCUUGUUCUACAUCAGAGAAGUCACACAGGUGAGAAGCCAUUUUCUUGCUCUGAGUGCGGGAAAUGUUUUUCCCAGAAAUCAUAUCUUGUUGUACAUCAGCGAAGUCACACAGGUGAGAAGCCAUUUUCUUGCUCUGAGUGUGGGAAAUGUGUUAGAUGGAAAUCACAACUUGUUACUCAUUACAGAAGUCACACAGGUGAGAAUAUAUUUCCAUGUUCUGAGUGUGGGAAAUGUUUUUCCCAGAAAUCACAUCUUGUUCUACAUCAGAGAAGUCACACAGGUGAGAGGCCAUUUUCUUGCUCUGAGUGUGGGAAAUGUUUUUCCCAGAAAUCACAUCUUGUUCUACAUCAGAGAAGUCACACAGGUGAGAAGCCAUUUUCUUGCUCUGAGUGUGGGAAAUGUGUUAGAUGGAAAUCACAACUUGUUACUCAUUACAGAAGUCACACAGGUGAGAAUAUAUUUCCAUGUUCUGAGUGUGGGAAAUGUUCUGCACACAAAUCAGAUCUUAGAAACCAUGAGAGAAGUCACACAGGUGAGAAGGCAUUUCUCUAACACCCUAAGUGGAUGCUGGGGAC
Pseudophryne corroboree (corroboree frog) is the source of this 2005-nucleotide messenger RNA. RefSeq names its product oocyte zinc finger protein XlCOF22-like. The record is from RefSeq and is a predicted model, not a curated record. Gene Ontology annotation, molecular function: RNA polymerase II cis-regulatory region sequence-specific DNA binding; DNA-binding transcription factor activity, RNA polymerase II-specific. Gene Ontology annotation, biological process: regulation of transcription by RNA polymerase II. The transcript has 6 exons. NCBI's taxonomy places the organism in Eukaryota, Metazoa, Chordata, Amphibia, Anura, Myobatrachidae. Bases 321 to 1982 code for a protein of 553 amino acids.